Linum tenue is the source of this 2799-nucleotide messenger RNA. The record is from the annotation of a GenBank genome assembly. NCBI's taxonomy places the organism in Eukaryota, Viridiplantae, Streptophyta, Magnoliopsida, Malpighiales, Linaceae.
AUGGGAUCUUCUGAGCCGUUGAAGGUCACAUUCAGCAGCCCGGCCAAGUACUGGACUGACGCCGUCCCGAUCGGAAACGGCCGCCUCGGCGCCAUGGUUUGGGGCGGGGUGGCCGCCGAGACCAUCCAGCUCAACGAGGACACGCUCUGGACCGGAGCUCCAGGAAACUACACUGACCCAGAUGCUCCCAAGGCGCUGGCUCAAGUUAGAAAUCUGGUUCACGAGGCCCAAUUCGUCCAGGCCACACAGGCUUCUGCCGGGUUGUUCGGUGGGCCCACACAGGUUUACCAACCAUUGGGAGACAUCAAGCUCCAAUUCGACGGCUCCCAUUUCAACUAUGGCGCCUAUUCCCGGGAGCUGGACUUGGAUACUGCAACAGCACGAGUUCAGUACACCGUCGGCGGCGUGGAGUUCAGAAGAGAGCAUUUCGCAUCCAACCCAGAUCAAAUCAUCGCCACUAGCAUCUCUGCGUCAAGCCCUGGGUCCGUAUCAUUUACCGUCUCGCUCGACUGCGCUCUCCCGGACCAUCGGGUUCACAUCAACAACGACCACAAAAACCAAAUUGUACUGAUCGGGAGUUGCAGUGGACAGCAGCCGGGUUCCACCGGGAUUCAGUUCGCUGCAGUUCUCGAGUUGGAGAUUAGUGCCGGCAACGGUGUAGUCUCGAGAUUGGAUGACGACGGCAACGGGUUGAGAGUUGAAGGUGCAGAUUGGGCUGUCCUGCUUCUGUCUGCUUCCUCUUCUUUUCAAGGCCCGUUCACCAACCCAGCCAAUUCCACUAGAAACCCGACCUCUCUCGCCCUUCUUGCAUUCCAAGAAGUUGCGAAGCUCUCCUACUCUGAUCUAUGGUCCCGCCAUGUCGAUGACUACCAGAGUCUCUUCCGCCGUGUUUUGCUGCAGCUGUGGACAGGUGCAGCAGCCGAAGCGGAUGAUCGUGCCGUUGCAGUUCGGACGACGGCGGAGAGGAUCAGGUCAUUCCAAGAGGAUCAAGAUCCUGCCUUUGUGGAGCUUCUGUUCCAAUUCGGUCGGUAUCUGCUUAUAUCUAGCUCGCGCCCUGGAACUCAGGUGUCGAAUUUGCAAGGGAUAUGGAACCCAGAUGUUAAGCCUGCGUGGGAUUGUGCGCCUCAUUUGAAUAUCAACCUGGAGAUGAACUAUUGGCCUUCCCUUCCAUGCAAUCUCAGGGAGUGCCAGGAGCCGUUAUUCGACCACAUUCAAGCUCUUUCAAUCAGUGGAAGUCAAACAGCAAAAGUAAACUACGAAGCAAGUGGUUGGGUUGUGCAUCAUGUGUCGGACUUAUGGGCAAAAUCCUCUGCAUAUGAAAGAGAUGCUAGGUGGGCAAUAUGGCCAAUGGGCGGAGCCUGGCUUUGCACUCAUUUGUGGGAGUACUACACAUACACCAUGGACAAAGAUUUCCUGCAAAAAACAGCAUACCCUCUCCUGAAAGGAUGCGCCUCAUUUUUGGUGGAUUGGUUGAUCAAAGGGCCCCAAGGAUAUCUAGAGACCAAUCCAUCAACUUCUCCAGAACACGUGUUUGUUGCUCCGGAUGGAAAACAGGCUUCAGUUAGCUACUCAUCCACGAUGGACAUGGCAAUUAUAAAGGAAAUUUUCUCUGCACUUGUUUCUGCUGCGGAGGUGGUUAAGCUCUUAUCGUGUUGCAGACAUGACAGCUUGUGGUUCUGUAUUUGAGAAUCCAGUGUAAUUGAUUUCUCUUGCUUCAGGUUCUGAAUAUGACCGAAGAUCCCCUUGUCCAGAAUGUCGGCGAGAUUCAAUCAAAGCUUUCUCCAACAAAAACUGCCAAAGAUGGUUCCAUUAUGGAAUGGGCACUAGAUUUUGAGGACCCAGAAGUGCAGCACAGGCACCUGUCUCACCUGUUUGGUCUGUUUCCCGGACACACUAUAACCAUUGAGAAAAAUCCAGACCUAUGUAAAGCUGCUGAGAAAACUCUUUACAAACGAGGAGAGAACGGUCCUGGAUGGUCAACUACAUGGAAAAUUGCUUGUUGGGCUCGUCUGAGGAACAGUGAGCAAGCUUAUAAGAUGGUCAAGCACUUGAUCCAGCCAGUAGAUCCGGAUAAGACAACCAUAGAUUUUGAAGGCGGACUGUACAGCAACUUAUUCACUGCACACCCUCCAUUCCAGAUUGAUGCAAACUUCGGUUUUACUGCAGCAGUUGCAGAGAUGCUUGUCCAGAGCACAAUGCUGGAUUUGUACAUACUUCCUGCCCUCCCUCGAGAGAAAUGGCCCAACGGAAGUGUCAAAGGGCUAAAGGUCCGAGGAGGACUGACUGUCGACGUAAGCUGGCGAGAAGGAGAUCUCCAUGAAGUUGGGGUUUGGCAGGAGAAUGAUGGUCAAGAGAUUAAUUUGGUCAAGAAAAUGUUGCAUUACAGGGGAAGAACAACUGAAGCAACGAUUUCGUCUCGCACUGUUUACACCUUUGAUGUCGGGUUCAAACUUGUGGAGGAAAUAUGAUUUUCAUGGGCUACAAUCUACAUGUGGUACUAAGGGAAUAAGAGAAACUCUGUGCCAAAAAUAAUAAUGUUAUGUGAAGUAAUGCAGCAGGGAAAGCUAAAUAUAUCUAUAUGAAGCUAGAUAAGAUGAGUGAAAUGGAGUUAUGUGAUAAACCAAUGAAGUGAAAUAUAUACAUAUAAUACUCUACCAUAUGCCCAGGGCCGGCCUUGGGCAUGCUGUCCAAAUUAUGAGCGUCUAUUGGGCUUAUAUGGUAAAUUACUAUUAUGUAAUAUUGAGUUUUGAUUGUGAAUUUGGAAUAAUAAAGACUAAUGUAUUGCGUUUUGAUUACGGG